Messenger RNA from Cuscuta campestris, 2950 nucleotides. Lineage: Eukaryota; Viridiplantae; Streptophyta; Magnoliopsida; Solanales; Convolvulaceae. The record is from the annotation of a GenBank genome assembly.
CAGUAUUUCCUUUCUCACAUGUACCAUGUGCAUCUUUAUUUUUAUUUGGAGAAAAAUAAGAAGUGAUAUCUGUUUUGCUUUUGUGAUGCAUACAUCUUUUAAAGAGCAUGUUUAAUGUCAACCAGAGGUCUAUGCUUUGAGAGAAGAAAACAAAUUCUCCUCUUUACAAUCGUAGCAAGAAUAGGUUCCCACCUAAAUACCAAGUCCACCCUUUAGUGUUUCACCUUAUAGUGCAUAGACUAAGUGUGGGGGUGUGAAAAUGCUUCUCAGCACUUAGAUCUAUGAAACCCUUGGGUCUUGGAUAAAAAAAAAACUGCACUUUAAUCUGAAAAAGAAACAAAAAGGACACUGAUUUGUUUUUAAACAAGCUGCAUUUGAUUUUAUUCUAAGUGAUAAGGAAGGGUGUAGUUUGUAAGAACAUAUUAGGAGUUAUAAAUCUGAUUUUCACCCUAAAGCAAACACUCCUGCAUUUUAAACUUUGCUUAUACCAGGCCUGCACAGCUACAUUUUGGGUGUUUCUGAAAAAAAAAGUGCAGUUUUUGAGUACGAAAAAAGAGAGAGAUUUGCAGCUUUUGGAAAAAAAGAUUUUUUUAGAAGAAAGAAAAGAAAUUUUGGGACUCCUCAUACCUCACCACGUUUAAAGAAAAGUAUGUGCAUCUUUUUAGAGAGAAUCUUGAUCAAGAUUGCAAUCUUUUUACUUAACUUAUUUUUAGGUGAACUGAACUUGCAAAAGUUCUUUUAAAUCCUAUUUCUAAUUUUAAAGAUUUGCAAGAUGUGCAUAUAGAAUAUUGGCUUUUCGAGCCAGCCUACUUGGUUUCUUAGGGUCCGUUUGGUGAAUUUCGGAGGAAUAAUAUGAUACGGUGUUCUGAAAUUUGAAAAAAAGAUCUGGACUUUGAAAUCUGAAAUGAAAGUGUCUGGAGAAAUAAAAAAGGAAAUGAAGUAUACACUUGUUCCAUUUUCAGUAACUGUUGCUUGGGAACUGAGGCUUGAAUUUCAUUUUUCCUGCGAACUUAUGUAAUAUUUUUAAUAAUUAAUUCUAUUGUCGUGAAGGUUUAAAUUUAAAUUAAGGUUAUUUUAAUUGCUGGUUAAAUCCAUUGCUUAAUAUAAUCUGGGAAGAUAUAUUGUUAAAGGUUUUCAAGUAUGGGAAUGUAAACCAAAUUCUUUUUUGAGAAUAAAUAGAGUACAGAGUUGCUUGUCUAACUAGACAUCAACAAUGGGGUUUUGACUAUAAAAUGGUUAGUGUUCAGAGAAAGAAGAAAAACAAGAAAAGAAAGGGAGAAAAUAAUCUAAAGCAACCACACCACGUCCAUCUCUUAACCUUUCCUAGUUUCCUAAUCACUAUGCCACCAUCUCACUCAAGGCCUUACCCAGCUUUCUCAUCACAUUGGCCUCCAUUGCUGCUGCAUCACUACCUCACACUCCGCAUAAUCCACACUUGCUGAAGUGAGCAGAUAGGUUCCAUAACCUCAAUACUAGUGUAGGCUGAUUGAAAGUGGUGGCUGGUGAUACUGGAAGGAUAUUUAUACCGAAUCAAAUAGUUGAAAGAGCACUCAGGUCUGUACGAGACGUUCUUCAUCUUGAUAUCACAAUGGCUGCUGCCUGAAAAGAGGGAGGGGAAUGAAACAAAAACAGAUGUAAUAUUUUUUUAAAAUUAAUGUUAAUGAAUAUUUAUGCGUUUUACUCUUGGGUAAAGCCUCUUUUGCCAAUACCCAUUAUCUUUUGUAAGUUUUAUAUUCUAAUUCUUAUACCUAUAUUAAAUCCGAUAAUCAUAUUUUCUUUUUGUUUCUGACGAUGCUAAUAAAUUGUUUCAUUUUCAGGCCCAUACAGAAGCAAUGCUGCUCUCAGACAUACUCCCUCCGUCCCGGAGUAUUUGUCCAGUUUCAUUUUUACACACCAUCCAAUGCACUUUUUUAAUCCAUUUUAUCUUGUAAUUUGUAUAUUAAAAAAUUAUAGAAAUUAUAUAUUAAUAAUCUAUAUGUUAAGACGAAUCAAACAAGAUCACACAUGACUAAAUUUAGGCAUACACAUUGAGAGAAUUUGAUGAGUCAAAGUGCUUAGAUGAACAGUUCCAAAAGUUAAAAGUGGACAAAAAUUGGGGGACGGAGGGAGUAGAUAUAAAGUAUAGUAUGUCUCUAUAUUACUUGUUAUUAUAAGUUUCUUACUUCUGAGUUAUGAGGUAGUCACGUCUCAUAUGAUGAUUAGCAGGUUGAUUUUGUCCCAAAUUUUUACAACUCACAAACAGAGCAAUCUCUACUCGCUGCUAGAAUCCCGAACCUGCUUCUGAAUGCUGCUCUGUAAUUACAAGAAUCGGUCUGAUCUAGAAAAUAGUUAAGUCUUUUGUUCUUCUAUUCAUUUCUAUACCAGUUUACAUAUCCCUUUGUCAUGCGAUUGUUUCCAUUCUUUAUGCUUUCAGGUUGGCCUGGCCACAAAUAUCCCUCCACACAAUCUUGGAGAGCUUGUUGAUGCAAUGUCUUCCUAUAUUCAUAACCCAGAAGUAACGCCUCUUGCGUCUCUUUCCAAUUGCCCGGCCUCUUGCGUCAUUCUCGCCACCCACCGCCCCAUGAUGAGAGCUUCUUCACUGCCUACCUCUUAUAUUUUCGUUCUCCGGUGUUCCGAUAUGUCUUUGUUCUUCAAUUUCCAGAUUUUUAGAAGCUGGCAUUUCAACAUUUUGGAAUUGGCUCAAAUUUCAAGGAAUUCCAAACUUCGGAAGUUUCUAGUGGCACUUCGAUCAUAGACAUCUGCAGACGGCAUCUAAAGAGUGAUAGAAAUAGGUAAAGUCAUCAUGCAUGCAACUAUAAACCGUUGUUUCUAAACAUGUUUGAAGGAAUGAGCAAGUAGGGAACUGCCCAAGACUGCAUUUCGGGCUUAAAUUCAUUUGGUAACAUCAUCUCUCCCCUCAUAUUCAGCCCCUUGACAGGUAAUUACUAUGGAGCACUAACUAAGAUGGGAU